AUGCGGAGCCACGAUUUGGGCAUUGACGAGGCUCAGGUCCCCGGAACGGUUUUGCUCGUUGAUGUUGGGCAUACCGCCGGCACUCUGCAUGCUACCAAGCAAAACGACAUUGUCCUCAUCCCAACGCCAUCAACUGAUGUAAACGACCCUUUGAAUUGGUCGCCAUGGCGGAAGCGCCAGCACCUCAUGUGCCUGAUUGCCUACACUAUGUUCAACGGCAUGGCAUUGUCCGUCGUGUAUUCACUCUUGGUUCCGCUGUCCACGGCUUUGGAUGUUAGCGUUGGCAAUCUCAAUGAAGGAACGGGAUACAUGUUCUUGUUAUGCGGCUGGGGCCUGCUUUUCUGGCAGCCGUUUGCCCUCCAAUAUGGCAAACGACUGACAUACCUUCUGUCCAUGCUGGGCAUCGUUGCCGUCUCCGUUUGGAGUCCAUAUGCCAAAGGCCAGGGCCAAUGGAUUGCCCGCAACAUCAUCGCCGGCUUUGUUGCCGCACCCAUCGAAGCUCUACCAGAAACGUCCAUUACGGACAUUUACUUUGCCCAUGAGCGAGGCACUUACAUGGGAUGGUAUGCGUGGAUUCUAGCUACUUCCAAUUACUUUGCGCCAGUCAUCUGCGGCUUCAUCAACGACAGCAUGGGCUUCAAAUGGCCCUUUUACUUCAUGGCCAUAUUCGGCGGAGGCUGCUUCGUCUUCCUAUUCUUGUUCCUCGAAGAGACAAACUAUGAUCGUCAGCCGUUGGAAAUCAUCUACGCCGAAGAUACUCACAAAGGGUCGGGUGAAAAGACAGCCUCAUCAUCACCAGGGGCGGCGACUGGCAACGAGAGUGACGAGGCAGCUCUUCCCCAGGACAAUGUCAAUAGUGUCAUGCUCCAAGGCAGUGAGAAAACUUAUUGGCAGAAGCUCGCCCUGCUUGAUAAACCGCGGCCGUUCUUGAUGCAUAGGCGCGCGUGGCAGAUUCUCCGAUUGAUUGCCUGGCCUGUCGUUUUCUAUUCAGGGUUUUCGUACGGCACGUAUCUCGUCUGGUUCAAUAUCUUGAACGCAACAUCAUCCGUUGUCCUCGGUGGCGCGCCGUACAACUUCAAGCCAAGUAUCGUUGGUCUGAGCUAUCUGGCCUGUGUCGUAGGCGUUAUUCUUGGGUCUGCUUACAGUGGCAUCGUCUCAGACUGGUUCGUCAUCAAGCUUGCGCGACGUAAUCGUGGCAUUUUCGAGCCCGAGCAACGUCUUUGGCUUUUCGCAUUGACGACGAUACUGGUGCCGGCUUGUCAGAUCCUCUGGGGUGUCGGGGCCGCCCAUCAUGUCCAUUGGUUUGGACUUAUAGUUGCCAUGUGCAUACUCGCAGCGUGCAACACAGCUGGCAUAACCUUGUCCAUUGCAUACCUUGUUGAUUCGUACCGAGAAGUGUCGGGAGAUGCGUUGGCAUCAUGCAUAAUUAUUCGCAACACAAUGAGCUUUGCUAUAAACUAUGGCAUUACGCCUUGGCUGGAUGGCCUGGGAUUGCAGAAUUGCUUCAUCAGCGUUGCAUUUAUUGCGCUGGCCAUCUGUGCCAUAUUCCUGCCAUUUAUCUGGUUCGGCAAAAGGCUUCGUAACUUGAAACGAGAGAGUUAUUGGCGAGAGGUCAAGCUUAGGAGAGAAUAA
Molecule: messenger RNA, 1632 nt
Organism: Trichoderma aggressivum f. europaeum
Lineage: Eukaryota; Fungi; Ascomycota; Sordariomycetes; Hypocreales; Hypocreaceae
Exons: 6
Coding region: 1-1632 (543 amino acids)
Biological process (GO): transmembrane transport
Cellular component (GO): plasma membrane
Molecular function (GO): transmembrane transporter activity
Source: RefSeq, a predicted model, not a curated record